UUUCAGCUGAGUGUUUUUGUUUCUGCUGACUGAAUGAACACGUUGAACAAUGUAUUAAAAACAACAUGAUCACAUGACCUGCAUGGAACAAAAUAGGUGUGUCUUCACUUUGACCUUACAUUGACUUUUACCAGUUUACCGAAUAUGAAACUAAACAUUUUCUCAGAGCUCAUCAGUAGUUUCUGUAGAGGAGAAGUGUGACAUUAUUGCUCUGUGAGAGGAAGAUGAAGACGUUGGUGAUAUUUGGGAUCCUCCUGUACGCGUCCUUAAGGAUCCAGGCUGCAGUGAUUGAGGUGUUUGAGGAGACGCAGUCUGUCCUGCUGCCCUGCCUUUAUGGGGGAGUAAUUCCUGAAGAUCCCUUCGUUAUCUGGACUCGUAAUGAUCACAACUCCAAAGUUUUCCUCUUUCGACAAGAAGGCAGCGAUCCAGAACAACAGAACCAGAUCUACAGAGGAAGAACAUCAAUGAGUCCUGAUGCUCUGGAAACUGGAAACUACAGCCUCACCUUCAGAAAGCCUCAACUGACUGACAGUGGAAACUACAUCUGCAGCAUCACUGAUGGAGUAAAGACGCUAAAGCUGACAGAGGUUCAGCUCAAUGUCAAAGAUGUCCAGGUGAAGGUGAAGGCGAGUAGAGAUGCAGAGUUUGUCGUCUUGCCCUGCAAAACAUCUGCUGGUUUACCCAAAGACACCAGAGUGGAGUGGACCCGAUCAGAACCAGAAUUUAUGUUUGUCCUUGCGUAUCCAAACACAAGCGCACGGAAUGCAGAAAGGGACGAGCAUUAUCGCGGCCGCACUGCCAUGAAUGAAGACCUGCUGAGAACCGGAGACGUCAGCCUGACCCUGAGAAACCCCACAGCCAGAGACAGCGGACGCUACGUCUGCACCGUCUACAGAGACAAAGACAUCCUGAGACAGAAAGUGGUUCUAGAACUGGUUCCACUGGCUCCAGAGGGUACACCCAUCUGGGUCACAGUUUUGUUGGUGGUUCUCGUGGUUCUUGGAUUAACUGGAGGUGCUCUAUUUUAUUUCCGCCUCUAUUUCAUACCAGUUCAACAGGUGACGGUGGAUUCAGGGGCAGAGUCGGUCCUGCUGCCCUGCAGAACCACAGCUUUCCUGCCCAGAGAUGUUAGAGUGGAGUGGACGAACAGCAAAAACUGGAAGGUCUAUGUGUAUGAGUAUGGUACUGAUCAGCCUGGAGUACAGCAUAACCUCUACAGAACCAGAACCAGGAUGGAUGAAAACUUACUGACAACAGGAGACCUCAGUCUGACUCUGAAAUGGCCCACUGAUAAAGACAGUAAGAUCUACACAUGCAGCGCCUCCAACAGGGAUGGAAAGAUCCUGAUGAAGAAACAAGUUCAGCUCCAUGUCAGAAUUCAACAGGUGGUGGUGGAAUCAGGGGCAGAGUCUGUCCUGCUGCCCUGCAGAGCCACAAAGAAUCUGCCUGGAGAUGCAAAAGUGGAGUGGACGGACAAAGACAGUAAAAAGGUCCAUGUGUAUGAGAACGGUUCUGAUCAGCCCAGAAAACAGAACCAGUUCUACAGAACCAGAACCAAGAUGGAUGAAAACCUGUUGGAGACUGGAGACCUCAGUCUGACUCUGAAACAUCCCACAAUUGGAGACCAGACCUUCUACACCUGUAGCAUCUCCAACUGGGACGGAGUCAUCCUGAUGGUGAAACAAGUAAAGCUUCUGGUGAAAGGUCAACAUCAGAUUACGGUGGAUUCUGACAUGGAGUCGGUCCUGCUGCCCUGCAGAACCACAGAUCAUCUGCCUGGAGAUGCGAGAGUGGAGUGGAUAAAGAGCCCAGACAGGAAGGCCCACGUGUAUGAGAACGGUUCUGAUCGGCCUGGAGAACAGAGCCAGUUCUACAGAACCAGAACCAAGAUGGAUGAAGAACCGCUGAGGACUGGAGACCUCAGUCUGACUCUGAGAUGGCCCACUGAUGGAGACAGUGAGAUCUAUACCUGUAAAGUCUCCAGCAGGAACGGAGUCGUCCUGAUGAAGAAACAAGUUCAGCUGAAUGUCAAAGACUGCCAGGUGGAGGUGGAGGAGGGGGCGGAGUCUGUCCUGCUGCCGUUCAGAACAACACCUGAUCUACCUGGAGACGCUGGACUGGAGUGGAGAAAAGGAAACUACGUGACAGUCCAUGUUUAUCAGAAUAACUCUGACCAGCCGGAGAAGCAGAACCGGUUCUACUUAAACAGAACCAGGCUGGAUGAAGACCUGCUGAAGACUGGAGACCUCAGUCUGAGUCUGAGACGGCCCACAGAGAGAGACAGUGGAGAGUACAAAUGUUUAGUCUAUAGCUACAACGGAAAUCUUCAGAGAGAGAAAACGGUUCUGCUCACAGUUAAAGAGAGACGACAGAUCCAUGAAGGAACUCCACUGAUCCCAGUUUGACCAGAGAGAGUCUGAGUGAAGGAUCUGAUAGAUGAAGAGAGGACAUGACUCCUUCCUCCAGACUCAGAGAGGAUCAGUUCAACCUCUGCAGCUUUUUCACUCAAGCAUCAGAUCAUAAAGAAAGCUAUAGAAAGUUAUUCCUGGUCAUGGAGUCACAAUGUGUGAGGGACUUUCUGUGUGAACAUGUCUGCAUCUGUUAGAAAUGAAUAAGACUGAGACCAGAGUCAAUGUGAGACAAGUUCAAGCAGAACCAGACUGUUGGACACCAACGCAGAGUUAAUCUCAAUGAUAUCUUUUAGACCUCAUUGGAUUUUGUCUUUAUUAUAUAGUAAAUAUUUUUGCAGUG
This is a messenger RNA of Xiphophorus hellerii (green swordtail), 2751 nucleotides long. RefSeq lists its product as uncharacterized. The coding region runs from base 225 to 2405 and encodes 726 amino acids. Gene Ontology annotation, cellular component: external side of plasma membrane. Lineage: Eukaryota; Metazoa; Chordata; Actinopteri; Cyprinodontiformes; Poeciliidae. The record is from RefSeq and is a predicted model, not a curated record. Gene Ontology annotation, biological process: cell surface receptor signaling pathway; negative regulation of T cell proliferation; immune response. The transcript has 9 exons.